AGGUAGGACGAGAGAAGGGAGAGAGCAGAGCCUGAGACACCAAGUUCCUGAAAUAAACAUGUUUACAGUCUGGUACAAAAACAGUUUAUUCUCCAUAGCGGAUUUUAUGUAACUCACCAGUGAUGUACAUUUUUGAGAGCUAUGUUGUCAAAAACAUACCUUAUAAUGAGCUCAGUCUUCCUUUGGGGAAUUCUUGACACGGUUAAAAGAAGCAGAAGCAGAAGUAUGGGCUCAGUUAGGAGGGGCUGACUAAAGCAGGUGAAUGUAAGCAGUCCCACAAUGUCAUGAAUUAAUCGUGGUUCAUUAUUUCUAAUCCCAACAUUCUGUUUUUAAUAGAGGAAAUGAUAUUGUAUCUGUUUUGUGUUGUUACACGGAAUUCUGUUUGUGUGAGGAGGAUCAUGAUCAACUCAACAAAGGUUUCUUAUUUUAUACUUUCUGCCUACGUGGACACUGGGCUGUUGAAAUACUUGUGGUUCAUGUUCAUCCUGUCUUUAUAUGUGUUAAUAGUUUGUUCCAAUGUGCUGCUCAUUGUCGUUAUCUGCAUGAACAGAAGCUUACAUGAACCCAUGUACCUUUUCCUCUGCAGUCUGUUUGUAAAUGAGCUGUUUGGUAGUACAGGCUUGUUUCCAUUCCUUCUGGUUCAGAUCCUCUCGGACAUUCAUACUGUUUCUUUUUCAUCUUGCUACCUGCAGAUUUUCUGUUUGUUUUCUUAUGCCUGUAUGGAAUUUUUCAAUUUAGCUAUGAUGUCUUAUGACAGAUAUCUUGCUAUCUGUUAUCCUCUACAGUACAACACACGUAUGACAUUUAAAAGAGUUACUUUUCUUCUCACUGUUAUCUGGUCUUAUGCCUCCUUUUUAUGUUUGGUUCCAGUCAUAUUGAGCAGCUCUUUACAGCUGUGUGGAAACAUCAUUAACAAAGUCUACUGUGACAACUACUCCAUAAGCAAACUGGCCUGCUCUGACAUAACAGCCAGCAACAUCUAUGGACUCUUUGCUACCGGUCUCACCAUUGCAUUUCCUGUUUCUCUCAUCCUGUUCUCCUACAUGAGGAUCCUGAAGGUUUGUUUCUGUGGCUCUAAACAGACCCGACAGAAAGCCGUCAGUACCUGCUCACCUCACGUCGCUUCUCUGCUCAACUUCUCCUUUGGGUGUUUCUUUGAAAUAAUACAGAGCAGAUUUGAUAUGAACGAUGUUCCCAACAUGAUAAGAGUGUUUUUAUCUUUGUACUGGCUCACUUGCCAACCUCUCUUAAACCCUUUUUUACAUGGCCUGAAUAUGAAAAAUAUCCGCAUCCGAUGUAGAAAUCUGAUUUUUCUUUGAAAAUAGAUGACUUUCGAUCAUCCCGCAGAUUUUCAGCUUUUAUUUAAGUGCGUUAUGCUUUACUAUCAGAAAACGACUUAUCGUAUAUAUUGUUGAAACUUGUGCUUCAAGGGAACAUUUAGAUUCACAUCAUGUCAACUUGAGUAAUAUGUAUGACUUACAGUUAGAAAUGAGACUUAAUUAUAUUUCAUAGAAGGGGAGUAAAACAUUUGUGUAGUUUGUGUGAAUCUUUAUGAACAAGUUCCACUCAAUAAACAUCUCAAGAAUG
Molecule: messenger RNA, 1587 nt
Organism: Gasterosteus aculeatus aculeatus (three-spined stickleback)
Lineage: Eukaryota; Metazoa; Chordata; Actinopteri; Perciformes; Gasterosteidae
Product: olfactory receptor 52D1-like
Biological process (GO): G protein-coupled receptor signaling pathway; detection of chemical stimulus involved in sensory perception of smell
Cellular component (GO): membrane
Molecular function (GO): G protein-coupled receptor activity; olfactory receptor activity; odorant binding
Source: RefSeq, a predicted model, not a curated record